CCUCCCUCCUUCACUCCCCUCCCUUUCUUUCUUUGCUCUUUCUCUCUCUCUUUCACCCUACAGACAAGAUGAUGUUGAAUCUAAUACUGGCUGCUAUACAGUCAAUUCUGCAGGUGAUGGUGAUUGUAUUCUUCGGGUUUGUCCUGACUCGCACUGGAUAUUUUACAACCGAUAAACAAAAAUGGCUGUCUCGACUCAACAUGGUCUUCUUCACCCCUUGCCUAUUAUUCUCCAACAUUGCAUCCGUCAUAUCCUUCGAGCAACUGCUCGCCUACUGGCCAAUUCCUGUCUUUUACAUCUGUUUUGCCGGCUUGUCAUUUGCCUGUGCACACAUCGUUGCUCGUAUGCUACGCCUUGAUGCUGCAUAUCGCAGAUUCGUACUUGCAUGCGUCAUGUUUUCAAAUACAAACUCGCUCCCUAUCGCUGUCAUUUCGAGUCUGGCCGUCUCCGAAGCCGGCAAGGUUUUAUUUUGGGAUGCAGAUGAUACCCAGCAAGCGGUCGCUGCACGAGGCAUCUCGUAUGCGUUAUUCUACGCCAUCUUUGGAAACCUGUUACGGUGGUCGUAUGGCUAUAGUCUACUACAACUCUCGGACAGUGACGAUAUGUCCACUGUGGCCGACUAUUCCAAUCGAGACAAUCUUCCACAGCUCGAAUAUGGCACUGUUGUAAAUCCCAAUCACAGCAAGCAUAACCAUCACUACUUUUCAUCAGAAACACUAGCAUCUUGUUCAUCUUUAUCAUCAGCUGCAUCCUCAAUCAAUUCAUCAACAAACACGGAUACACGGCGCACCAGUUCUGUCACAUUGGAAGGUAGCAAUUAUCACCAACAAGGCGAUCAUUUGACCAACGAUAAUGAUUCUAUUGGAACACCACAACAACAAAAGCAACGACAUGCCGAUGAAUCGACUCGAUUGUUAUCUUCAUUCCCGACCUUGCCAAGCGAUGUCGAGGCAGCAGUCCCGCCCGAUACCACAGGAGCAGCUACAAACAAGACCAACAAGUACAUUGCUCGUAUCCGUCAAGUGAUCGUGGCCGUAGCAGCACACAUCAACAAGUACAUGACGCCCCCUUUAUAUGCAGCUACGCUUGCAUUAAUUGUGGGUCUGAUUCCACCCUUCAAGCGACUGCUGUUCGAUCCAUCCAGUUUCCUCUAUCCAUCCUUGACCUCAGCCAUACAAUCGUGUGGCAAGGCUGCUGUGCCCUUGAUCUUGGUAUGUCUGGGUGCUCAGCUGACUGAUAUCUAUCAAUCUCCAUCACACGACGACGAUGAUGAUGAUGAUGAUGAUAACAAUAACGAGCAGCAUCAAGUCGAUAAUAAGCCGGUCUUUGCAGCCAUUGCUACGCGAAUGCUAUUGAUGCCCCUUUUGGUCAUUCCGAUUGUUCUGACAUUUGUGGCCUAUGGCGUCGAUCAAUUGUCUGCACGUAUCGCUUCGGAUCCGGUGUUUAGCGUCAUGAUGAUCAUUUUGGGAUGCACGCCAACGGCGAUCAACCUUGUGCAGAUCUCGCAGGUCACUGGUGCCUUUGAAAACGAAAUGUUGCGAGUCUUGUUCUGGAGCUAUGGCGUUGUUUGUGUGCCUGUGUUCACCCUCAUUGUCUUUCUCGCCCUUAACAUUGUGGAUAAGUUUGUCUAAGUAUAUAGAUUUUCCUUGCUCUUUCUCUCUCGCCCAUUUUUAUAUAUAUACACAUAGUGCGUCGUAUAGUAUACCCCCUCUUUUACUCAUCCG
Messenger RNA from Zychaea mexicana, 1724 nucleotides. Its product is annotated as membrane transport protein-domain-containing protein. The coding region runs from base 69 to 1631 and encodes 520 amino acids. NCBI's taxonomy places the organism in Eukaryota, Fungi, Mucoromycota, Mucoromycetes, Mucorales, Lichtheimiaceae. Gene Ontology annotation, biological process: transmembrane transport. The transcript is spliced from 4 exons. Gene Ontology annotation, cellular component: endoplasmic reticulum; membrane. The record is from RefSeq and is a predicted model, not a curated record.